AUGAUCACUAUCCCGCACAAAUUAUCUCCAAUCCAAUCAAAGGGUGUCAAGAGAUGGGCUCGUAGUGUUUGUCAAAUUGAAGCACUCGGCACUCAGUCCAAAUAUGAUAUGACCCAAGUCCAUUCGGUUGUCCGGAGACAUCUUCGAGUGUUGAUGUGUCGUGACUCAGAGGCAUCACCCGUUCCACCAUCCCUGUCCAAGCUUGAGCAAAAAGAGUUGAUGGAACGCUUCCAGCUUUAUGAUCCUCUUCCUCACGGCGAAUCUAUUCCAGUCCUUUCUGUUACCGACUUCGUGAAAACCGGCGUUCACAUGAGCCCCAACCAUUUUGAGGAUGUUGAAAUGGAGCUGAAGCGCUGGGGACUUCGUCGUUUCUCAUUCAAAUGGGAGGUUCCUUUGGAAGACCGUGUUAAUUAUCUGGCCCAAGAACUUUUCUGGAACUCAUUCUACAAAGCUAUAAAAACAGGCAUUACAGCUUUACAAUCAGCGAACACAUGCUCAGGCGAGCUAUCACCAUGCCACAGUAACGAAAUCCUCAACCAUCAUUACAUAAUAGCCAAAAAAAAGAAGGUCUUCAACGAAUACUUGUCUUACUUGGUCAAAACAGGCGUUUCGGAACCCUUGGCAUCAAUUUUCCAACCUCGUAAUUACUUGAUCAUGGGUGAUAUAGUUGAAUUCAAAUCCCUGACUAGGGUCUAUCCUGUUAGGGAGGUACAUUACGUGAUACCUCAGUGGUGGUCAAAGAAAAUGAUUUGCUUCAUCAGAUACAUCGAGGAACGUGUGGACUUUCACGCCAAGUCCCGCAAUAUGUUUGCCGUCAACCGCCGAUCUCCUUGCCAAUACGUCAAGAGCUUGUCAACAGAAUACGGUUUCAUACCUUGUCAUCUGCCUGCCGACCUCUACAGCAAUGAACUCAAGGACUCUUUGCCACUCGGUGAUCUAUGGGAUCUGAAAAUGAAACCUUCGGUAUUGCCCAAGAUUCAAAACAUGGCGUCCAUCUUUCCAAUCGAUGCCGGCGAUCUUGCCCAAAAUUCUUUAGACGGCAUCACCGACGAGCAUUACUCAAGUGACGACAACAUCUCCGAAGACGAGAUCUGGGACGAAGAUGACGAUGAUACUUUAGAAACCGCAACUGCUACCAACACUAGACUUGAAAAUAUUGAAAAUCGCUUGCAAUCUGAAAUAACCACUCUGCGAGGAGACUUUGAGAAAUCUUUCACGAUUUUCUCAAACUUCCAUAAUGAAUUGAACGGCGUAGUCCCCUUGCGCUUGGAGGAGUUGAGUAAAGCAAAGAACGACAUCAAAAUCCUCAAUGACAAGCUUGAGCUUUUGCAAGGACAGUUGGGAGAAACUCAAAACAAAGGCUUAUCAAAUGAUGCGAGCCUAAAUGAUGCACCUGACUCUAUAUCUGCCUUCCAAGCGGAAGUGUGA
Molecule: messenger RNA, 1428 nt
Organism: Melampsora larici-populina 98AG31
Lineage: Eukaryota; Fungi; Basidiomycota; Pucciniomycetes; Pucciniales; Melampsoraceae
Exons: 4
Coding region: 1-1428 (475 amino acids)
Source: RefSeq, a predicted model, not a curated record